Parnassius apollo (apollo) is the source of this 1308-nucleotide messenger RNA. The record is from the annotation of a GenBank genome assembly. NCBI's taxonomy places the organism in Eukaryota, Metazoa, Arthropoda, Insecta, Lepidoptera, Papilionidae.
AUGAACAAAGAGUUAAAUACUAUCAUAAUGACGGAAAUGGAUCCAUAUACUGACGUGGUAGAGCUUUGCGCGCUGCUACAAUGUCUGGGCUUUUCCAUUAAAUCUCUAGAGACAAGUGACGGCAACGUAAGUCAAGAGGGUGGCGUUAGGACUGUCGUCAUUAAUUGUCAGGCAUCGGGUCUCCACGUAGUCCUGGAAAGCAAUAAUGUUUCUUGCUCCUGCCCGGCAAACAGUCAGCAACAAAAUAGUGGUUUUUGGCAAGUGUCAGGAACUAAGGGAGGAAAACAACUUGACAAGGAGUAUGGCAGUUCCGUUCUUGGGUCUCUACCUAAAGCAUAUCGCGAACGCUUAACAAAGGAAUUGCUGGAUAUUGUGCGUUGCAUUAAGGAGAAUAAUGAGUCAGACUUGGAAAAGCCAAAGGAACGGGAAUCGCUGGCAAAUAAAUCAGCAAGCAUGACCGAACUGAAAACUCCAGAAAAGCAGCUCUUUCAACUACCAUCGGGUACGCCAACUCGAUAUCGUUCCCUGGACACACUGACGACAGGUAAAGAAGUUACCGAUGAAAAUUUGCCAGCACCUGGUCUAUUGCAGAAACAUAUUUCUGAUAAAUCCUCUACCGAUACCAACGAUCAGGAUAAUAAAAAACUGAUGUGCCAGAGCCAGAGGCAGAGUACGUACACGUUGUCGUCGACUCCCGAAAGCAUUAGACAGCGUAAUAAGACGUCAAGUCCCAUUCAAGGCGCAGAAAGUAAAAUAUUGGAAAAUCUUAUAUCCGCUGAGAAAGCUGCAGAGGACCUUCGAAACAAAUUAGCUAAUAUCGUUAAACAAAUAAAUGAAGAUGGAAAAAAUGAUUCUUCAAUGUGUUCACUAGUUUUGGACGUUUCUAAAAUAUCUGUGCUAAAGGGUGCUGAAACAUCGAAAGCGCAGUUCGCAUCAAGUCCAAAUCUUUCGGCCUUAGGAAGCGGCAUAGAAGACUUUUCUAAAUCAAGGCUCAAGCGGAUAGAGAGCGCAUCCACUUCCAAUUUAAUAACUGAUAAGCCUACUUCGAAAGACGGAAAGAUGUCAAAGCUUCGCCGAAUCUCACCAAAAAUGUUUAAUUUAAAAAAAGACACUUACGCCGUUUCCAAAAUUGCGACAUCCCAAGAAAACAAAAGUGGCAAAUUAAACGCUUUGUUUAAACCGAAAAUAGUAACGCCAGUACGCGUUCCAAAAGUGAGUCUUGAACCGAGCCCCAACCUUAGUGCUUCCAGAAAGAAGUUCAGUCACGUCAAAUCUACUAUACCUAGACCGGCUGCUAAAAAGGAAUAA